Molecule: messenger RNA, 1820 nt
Organism: Neurospora tetraspora
Lineage: Eukaryota; Fungi; Ascomycota; Sordariomycetes; Sordariales; Sordariaceae
Exons: 4
Coding region: 1-1653 (550 amino acids)
Source: RefSeq, a predicted model, not a curated record
AUGGCUUCACUCAAUGAGGAUCUUGCGGAGGGUACUCCUCAGGAUGAUGGCGCCAAUGUUCCGCGCAUGGAAAUUUUGGCAGAAGAAAUCGCUGAAACGUUGCCAAUCAACCGGCCCGCUAAGAGAAAGCGUGACAAAAUGGAUACCCAAGACAAUCUCCAGGACCCCUUACAGACCGCCACGGAAGAAAAUAAUGGUAAUAACGCCAAGUUUUCAAGGAACUGGAAGCCACCGCAAGGUAUUAUCACAGACAAGGAUCUUGAAGAUAUCUAUGCAAGCCUUGGUUUAAGUAGUACGAGGAUUAACGAGCUGAGAAAAUACAAGGCGGUACGCGAGAUUGCUUUACGGAAGAACAAGGACACAAUAGACCUUACGGAAAAGCACCAGCUUGGAGCAGCUUAUCUUCAGCUUACGGGUGAACGAGCCCAAAAUCCCUGUAAAGAAUGCCUAGCUGGCAAAGGGCCCUUCGAGCUUUGCGUCUACGGUUCUGGCAGGAGGUGUGGCAACUGCUGGCACCGCCACACCGGCAACGGUCGCUGCUCUUUUCAGAAAACCGGGAAAGAGAAUGGCGUUUCUGAAGCUGUCAGUAAACCUUCACAUCACGCAGACAAGGAUGCUUCUAGAUCGGAUACCGAAUCAGUGUCGGAUUUGCUGUCUGAAGCUGGGAUCGGGGUAGGGCUUGAACAUCAUCCAGAGCCGGAGCCGGAACACCAGAAGGGCGGACGAGAACUAAGACCACGGCCGCCACAGCCGCCACAGCCGCCACGGCGUAAUAAAAAACCACCACAAAGAGAGCAGAAUAUUAGAGUGACGGAACCUGUCACGCAACCACAAGCUAGGCACGAAAGUUCUACUGUCUUUACCAAUCCUACCACCAAUACCACUCCUCCCGCCAAUGCACCGAACUCUCCAUCUAUCAGACCAGGUAUUGACACACCCCUCAGCCCUCCACCCGCAGCAGCAACACCAACAAGGCAAGCACUACCAUCGGGUGUAUACAAACCACAAUUCCCGCCUGCCGUAGCAUCAGUGGUCAACGCACAGAUUACCCGCGAACGAUGCGGAUGCGGAUCGAGAGACAUUCGCCCCGAAAGACAGCAGCAAAUCGAUAACAACACGGACCCGGACAGAGAUAGGGAGAGGGAAAGAGAGAAGGAGAAGGAGAAGGAGAAGGAGAGGGAGAAGCAGAGGGAGAAGCAGAGGACGCACAUCGUCAGCGACCGAUCUUUCUCUCUCGGUGGUGGUGCCAGCCCCGGCCCUCCCAACUCCAUCCUCGCCUGUCUUCCUCCAAACACCCCAGUUGAAAUCAUGCGUUGCCUGAUGCAAUAUCACCAGAACCACGCGGAUGAGCUGCGGCUCGAGUGUAUGAGCAUUGUAAAAGAUGGAAGGGGAGGGAGCAGGCCGGCGAUGGCGUGGGGUGACGCUGGCGGCGUUGGCCCUUCUUCCAUUCUCGCGUGUCUCGACCCAAACCAGUCUCCUCUAGAGACGAUGCGACGCCUGGGACUGCAUUAUCAGUAUCAGGCGGAUGAGCUAAGGCUUGAGUGUGUGAGGAUUGAACGGGAGGAGAGAAUGAGGAGAGCGCGGGAACGCGAGAGGGAGUGGGAGCGGGAAAGAGGAGGAAGAGGAGGAAGAGAAGAUGGCGCUCGCGGGUAGUCCGAAAUCGGGUACUCGAUUUGUUACAUGAUGUUUUUCUGAAUGAUCAGGAGGUUAAGUGGUAAAUAAAGUGGUGUUGCUCGUCGCCAUUCGUCACUGAUUUGUUUGUAUCGUGAAUUUGGGUAAUGCAGUGGACAAAACAGAGAAAUACGAUAGGCAGAAAAUAG